UAAAGUAGGUAACAACAUGGUGGUAACUAGUGGGAAUAACCUAUAUUCACUGGGAAAUCCAUUAUCAAUAUCUAUCUAUUAUUUAUCUAUUAGAUUAAAAUAACUUUUUGUAUAUGUAUUAGUUACAGGAUGUCUAAAUGUGUUGGAAUAUUUAUCAAUAUUUAGAUAUCAGUGAUUAAUUGACUAUCCAAUAUUUAUAUAAAAGCCUAGGCGCUGUUUUAAUAAUCACUGAUUGUUAUAGGUAAACCCAAAGCACAAUGUCUUUUUUAAUUGCCGGUGUCAUCAUUGCCUUCUUGUUUUGGUACAGUACGAGAACGUUUUCUUACUGGAAAAACAGGGGAGUGAAACAUGAUCCACCAGUACCAGGGCUUGGGAAUAAUGCAGACCAAGUGUUCGCCAGGAAGAGCAUGUCACAAGUCAUCGAAGACGUGUACUGGAAAUACCCGAACGAGAAAGUCGUCGGUUUCUACAGACUCACUCAGCCGGAGCUGGUGAUCAGGGACCCUGAUGUAAUAAAAAGUGUAUUUACGACCGAUUUUCCGUAUUUCUACGCCAGAUCGCACCUUGGAAGAGAAAGCGGAGACCAAGUUGAACCUCUGAGGAGGAACAUGUUGGUUGCGGAGGGUGAUCUGUGGCGGUUGUUGAGGCAGGGUUGUUCUCCGGCGUUCACCAUGGGGAAGCUGAAAGCUAUGUUUCCGCUAAUCGUGGAGCGAGCUGAGAGGCUGCAGGAUCUGACGCAGGGGCUCGUAGAGGGCGGCGCUCCCAUCGACGCACGGGACCUUAUGGCCCGCUUCACCAUCGACUUCAUCGGGGCCUGCGGCCUUGGCAUCGAUGCCGCCGCCCUCAACGACGACAACUCUCCAUUCCGAAAACUCGCAGAACAAAUAUUCCAAAUAGGGCCUAGAGAAAUCAUCAUAUACAUACUAAAAGAACUGUUCCCCGGUAAAUUACCGUUUCUGAAAUAUUUCGGUCAAUGCGAGAAAUAUUUAGUUCACCUAGUGCGAGAGAUUCAGAAUAUGAGGAACAACAUGCCGUCGGGGAGGAAUGAUUUUGUUGACAUGUUGAUGGAGAUGAAAAGAAAGGGAAAAAUCGAAGUCGAGUCCAUGGAGAGACAAAAGCCAGAUGGCACUCCGGAGCGCGUGUCAAUGGAGUUGGACGAUAUGCUGAUAGCAGCUAAUGUGUUCAUGUUCUUCGGAGCCGGUUUCGAGACGUCUUCAAACUCGACCAGCUUCACGCUCCACGCACUGGCAUACAACCCGGAUAAACUAAAAAAAGUCCAGCAAGAAAUUGACAGAGUGCUCGCUAAGCAUGAAAACAAACUUGGUUGGGAUGCGAUUAAAGAGAUGCAGUAUUUGGAAUGGACGUACAAGGAAGCCUUGCGUAUGCUGCCACCAGUUGGACAUAUAGGGAGGACGUGUAAAAAAAAAUACACCUUUCAGGAGCUAGGUUUGACCAUCGACGAAGGAGUGAGAGUGAGGAUAUCAGUUCAGGCGUUGCACAACGACCCAUUGUACUGGGAUAACCCUGAGGAGUUCAGACCUGAAAGGUUUAGCCCGGACGAGUAUAACGAAUCUAGAACAAAAUAUACCUAUAUACCUUUUGGCGCUGGACCUCGAAUAUGUGCUGGUGAACGUCUCGGCAUGAUGCAGUCCCUAGCCGGCUUGGCAGCCGUGUUAUCCCGUUUCACCGUGGAACCCGCACCAAAUUCCACACGGAACCCCACAAUAGACCCCAAGUCUAACCUGACUCAAGGAGUGGUGGGGGGACUACCACUCAUUUUCAAGGAGAGGAAGAACUUCCAAACGGCACCCUUACUGAUAGAAGAUUUCCCAGUCCGAGCAUUAUAGAGUAGUAUGAAGGCGCAAUAUUUUUAAAGAUAGAGAUACAGAUGUUUCUUUGCAUAGCAGGUAUUUUAGAUACCUGGACCAGUGUAGCGUUAUUAACUAAUUAAUAACAUACUGAGGCCAAAUAAAUAAUAAAAUACAUACUUAUAUUAAAUAGUUCUACGUUGUCUCAGAACGCGUCUAUAACCGAAGCGCUCAGCAAUCAGUAUUAUCGGUGUUCAAUACUUGCUUACACGUUAGUCACUUUGUGGAAGUGAAAGUUUUUGUUAUUUUCCCUACUUUUGGGUAAGUGUGAAUAUAAAUUAUUAUUUAAGAUUAACUUUAAGUUUGUCAUUUAAUUAUUGGUGCUUCUGCCCGCUAGCACUUUACGACUGCUUAUUCAUA
Cydia strobilella is the source of this 2228-nucleotide messenger RNA. Its product is annotated as cytochrome P450 6B6-like. The transcript is spliced from 2 exons. NCBI's taxonomy places the organism in Eukaryota, Metazoa, Arthropoda, Insecta, Lepidoptera, Tortricidae. The coding region runs from base 258 to 1847 and encodes 529 amino acids. The record is from RefSeq and is a predicted model, not a curated record. Gene Ontology annotation, molecular function: iron ion binding; monooxygenase activity; heme binding.